This is a messenger RNA of Cataglyphis hispanica, 1750 nucleotides long. RefSeq names its product glycine N-methyltransferase (gene Gnmt). The record is from RefSeq and is a predicted model, not a curated record. The transcript is spliced from 5 exons. Bases 155 to 1030 code for a protein of 291 amino acids. Gene Ontology annotation, biological process: one-carbon metabolic process; protein homotetramerization; regulation of gluconeogenesis. Gene Ontology annotation, molecular function: glycine binding; glycine N-methyltransferase activity; S-adenosyl-L-methionine binding. NCBI's taxonomy places the organism in Eukaryota, Metazoa, Arthropoda, Insecta, Hymenoptera, Formicidae. Gene Ontology annotation, cellular component: cytosol.
CGGUCUAUAUAAAUGCGAGCGAUCGUUGUAUCACCGCGACAGUUUUCAUUCACUUCUAUGAGCGCGGUUUCUAUAUCGAUGUUCUUUAGUUCUGGAGCUCCGAUUUUGGAUUCGUUAUCAUUGUUCGUGAAAUAGAAGCUUUAAGAUUUCGAUUAUGGAUUCGACGGUGUUUCGUACUCGUUCUCACGGUACACCAGCCGAGGGUGUCAAGGAUCAAUACGCGGAUGGCAAAGCGGCGAAAGUCUGGGAGUUCUUCAUCGGUGACAUUAAACAACGUACGCAGAAUUACCGAGAUUUUCUAGUGGGUCUGCUGCGACAAAACGGAUGCCAUCGAAUAUUGGAUGUAGCUUGCGGCACCGGGGUCGACUCCGUGAUGCUGCUGGAGGAAGGCUUCGAGGUCGUAAGCAUCGACGCCUCCGAUAAGAUGCUCAAGUACGCACUGAAAUCCAGAUGGGAACGUAGGAAGGAGUCUGCCUUUGACAAAUGGGUGAUUGAAGAGGCAAAUUGGCUGACUCUAGCCAAUGAUAUUAGUCAUCUCAUCGGAGAAGGUUUCGAUGCCGUUAUAUGCUUGGGAAAUAGUUUCGCUCACAUGCCUGAUACUUACGAUGAUCAGAGAGAACAGAGGCAAGCCUUGAUGAACUUUGAGCGUUGCGUAAGACCGGGAGGUUUGCUGCUUAUCGAUCACAGGAAUUAUGACUAUAUAAUCAAUACUGGCCAAACUCCUCCCAAAUGCAUAUAUUAUAACAGCGACCAUAUGAUGGACAUCAAAACGUCGGUACUCUACGUAUCCGGAAAGCCGAAGAUCGUUACCUUAGAUUACAUGAUCGCUCAAGACGAGAAGAAUAAAGACAACCUCGAGUACAGCGAAUUCAGGCUGUCGUAUUAUCCUCACAAAUUAACAGUUUUCCGUGAUAUGCUGGUCGAAGUAUUCAGUCAUAGUGCGAAACACAUAAUCUAUGGUGAUUUUAAGCCGCUCAAUGAGAUCAAAAAUCCCGGAUUUUAUAUUCACGUGUUACAAAAACAACUUUAAUAGGCGAAGCAUGAAAAAUCGGUGACAUCUGUUUUCAAACAGUUAUCGGUUUUUCGGGAAAUCAAAAACGUUCCAUCACAUGAGACUGAAUGAUAUUAAAAUGUUGAUAUCAAUCUGUUUAGAAACGAGUUGUGUGAAUUAUACUAUGCAAAAAAAUUAAAAGGCCUUUUUUUUCUUUCUACAAAAAAGGCAAUUUUUAAGUAGCUACAACUUUGUCGUAUAUAAUCGCAUUGAAAUCAAUAAAAAAGCGUUAUAGAGCUUAAAACUUUUAAUUUCAGAAUCUUUUAGUGAAGUUUAAUUUUUUUAUUUGUUAUAAAAUUACGAUUUUACACAGCAGAGUUUUAUCUUUAAUUUUGUUUUUAUAAUGAAUGUCCUAAGAUUUAUUUUUCGCCGAGUUAUUCACUGAAGUAAAAUCAUCUAUUGACUUUGAGCGUUCAUAGUGAAAAAAUUAUCACACAAUGAUUAUUAAAAACGCAAUUUAAAAAGAAAAGUCGGCAUUUUAAAAUGCACUAAUUGUCUUUUCAAUCAAUAUCAAUAGUAUUAAAAUGUAAUCAUUACUUCAAAAUCAAGUAAAAAUUGCACUUUUAUCUUUUUUCAUUUAGAUCAAUGCAAAUUAAUAAAAAAAUGCUAACAUUUUUAUGAACUCUACAAUAUUUAUAAGUAAAAAGUAUUCCAUUUACUCGUGCAAAGAAUAAUUAGUGCAUUUGAAAAUGACAAUUU